GCAGGAGGAAAUUAUCUAUGAGACUAGGGCAUUUCUCUGUUGACAAGAAUUUUGUGAUCAUUUAUCAAUACUUCUGUAUUGUGAGCUUAUCUGGAUACACACAAAUUUAUGUUUCCAUGUAAGAUAUUACACAAGUGGACGUCAUCGAUGCAGGUACACAGUGCGUGAGAGAGGAUAAUCAUUACACACUCGCUACCAAAGUCUCUUGUGAAAUGGAAGUUAGGAACUUGACUGGCCUGCUAAUUUCUUUGUAAGGGACAUAAUACUAGCUGAAAGUAAUUGACAUUGAUGUUUUGAUAAUUUUCGUAAAGUGUCAACAUUUUUUCUGGAAGUAUUCAUUUUCUGGAAUAUUAACGAUAAAAUGUGGUGAAAUAUUUUGAAAUUGACACUUACAAGCAGAACAGAGUGGGUGAAAGGGCUAGCUUGGACUGUAGAAAGAGAGUGAAAUGCGGUGAAGCAUGAAGUGAUGCAUCUUGCAGUGAAUCUGGACAGGAACAAGUGAGGGACUUCUAAAAAUGUCAGAUUCAGAGCAUACUAGUCUAAUGCCUGAAACACAGGGGACCGGUGGUGGCCAAGGGGGAACGAGUAGAAAGAAGCCACCACCUCCAGACUGGGGAAAGUAUGGACUUAGCCAGGAACCAGCAAAAGCUCCUUACAGUGCCAGUGUAGAUACUGGAGGAGAAGCUGGGUACCAGCAUGCAGACGUUGGAAAUAAAAAUGAACUUUUCCAGGAAGAUCAGAAUCUCAUACAGAAAAUGUGGUGGAAGGCCAACUUUUUCAUCAGUGAGCCAGUGUUGUUUGGUACCUGGGACGGGGUGUUUACCUCGUGUAUGAUCAAUUUGCUGGGUGUGGUAAUCUUCCUUAGGAUGGGCUGGAUUGUGGGGAAUGCUGGGAUUGUUCUCACUAUACUGACUAUCAUACUUGCCGUGCUUGUAGUACUUAUAGUAGCACUCAGUGGUAUAGGUGUUUGUGAGAGGUGUAAAGUGGAGAGUGGAGGGGUGUAUUUUCUUAUAUCUCAUGUCCUAGGGUCCAGAAUUGGUGGCAGUGUUGGAGUAGUCUACUGUUUUGCUCAGGCUGUGACAUGCUCUCUGUCAGUUAUGGGUUUUGGUGAAUCAAUAAUGGGGCUGACAGGCAUUAACAAUCCUUGGAUCGCCAAAGGCGUUGCUAUUGCCCUUGUUAUUCUUCUUUUAG
Messenger RNA from Ruditapes philippinarum (Manila clam), 1191 nucleotides. Its product is annotated as solute carrier family 12 member 8-like. Lineage: Eukaryota; Metazoa; Mollusca; Bivalvia; Venerida; Veneridae. Gene Ontology annotation, biological process: chloride ion homeostasis; potassium ion homeostasis; cell volume homeostasis. The annotation marks the transcript as partial. The record is from RefSeq and is a predicted model, not a curated record. Gene Ontology annotation, cellular component: membrane. Gene Ontology annotation, molecular function: potassium:chloride symporter activity. The transcript is spliced from 6 exons.